Molecule: messenger RNA, 1097 nt
Organism: Priapulus caudatus
Lineage: Eukaryota; Metazoa; Priapulida; Priapulimorpha; Priapulimorphida; Priapulidae
Product: ribosome production factor 1-like
Exons: 9
Coding region: 31-1002 (323 amino acids)
Biological process (GO): maturation of LSU-rRNA; maturation of 5.8S rRNA
Cellular component (GO): nucleolus; preribosome, large subunit precursor
Molecular function (GO): rRNA primary transcript binding
Source: RefSeq, a predicted model, not a curated record
GUGUUGCGGCACGCGCCGUUAGGAAACAUCAUGGCGUCGUCCACGCGAAGGCAUGUUCGUCAUAUGUCAAAACAAGAUGAUGAUGGUGAUAAUAGUACUAUCCCACCGCCAAAUAUAUCCAGCAUCAAAAACAAAUUUAAGCGUGCAGAGACUUUUGUGAAGAUCAAAAGAGAAAAGCGAAAGCAAAGAAUAGAGGAAAGAAAAGUUAGGAGGAGGGAAGCUGAACUACUUGGAGAUGAGGCACCACCAAAGCAGGUUCCGCGUACAAUUGAAAACACGCGAGAGGCUGAUGAAACGAUGGUCACACAGGAUGAUGAAGAAGUUCAGUAUGACGAAGCAAACGAUGAACUGGCAUCAUACUUCAAGCGGGAAAGUUUGCCGAAAAUUCUUAUCACGACGUCGGACAGGCCUAGAACGAAAACCAACAAGUUUGUGCAGGAAUUGAAGAUGGCGAUACCUAAUUCUCAGUCAAAGUAUCGCCGAGGCUUGGAUCUAAAGAAAAUUAUUCCGCAAGCAAUUGCUAAGAGCUUUACAGAUCUGAUAGUUAUUCAUGAGGAUCGUGGCGAGCCUAAUGCACUCUAUGUCUGCCAUUUACCAGAGGGGCCUACUGCACACUUCAAAUUGUCCAGCGUAAAGUUACGGAAGGACAUUAAGAGAGUUGGUAAGCCUUGCAGCAAUCAGCCAGAGAUUGUUCUGAACAACUUCAACACUCGCCUGGGCCAUUCUAUUGGACGCCAGCUGGCUGCUCUCUUCCCUCAUGACCCAGAGUUUAGAGGUCGCAAGCUUGUCACGUUUCAUAACCAACGAGAUUUUGUAUUCUUCAGACACCAUCGGUACGAAUUCAAGAGUGGGGAGAAAGCUGCCAUGCAGGAGUUGGGGCCGAGGUUCACAUUGAAACUGAAAUCCCUGCAGAAAGGCACGUUUGACAGCAAGUACGGGGAGUAUGAGUGGAUUCUGAAGCGACAUGAGAUGGAAACCAGCAGACGUCGCUUCUUUUUAUGAGUCCACGAAGGACUACUGUUUUAAAGCCACAAUAUGCACAUCUGCACGUUAAUUUCUCCAGUACUAGACUAGCAAAUACUUCGUGUCAUGCAUAA